UUUUCCGGUAAUACGUACCUACCUAUCCAAAGUCUUUACCAUGUCUGUAGUAAUCAGCCUGGGCAACUUUGAUGGAACAGAAAAACUUGACUAUGAAGAUACAGUUGCAAAAGCUUUUCAAUUAUUACAAACUGUUACAGAAACUAGCUCUUAUUCUACGUCAUCUCCUAAUAUACGAAUUAAAUGCGUCAGAAUUUGGGACCUUUGGAAUGAUGGAACCAACGGACAAGCACAAAUUAUUCAGGGAGGGCCAGGAUGGAACUCCGUCAAAGUCCAUUAUCAAUCCCAAUUUGGUAGGGGCAUGAAAUUUAAAUUGCAAGUGUUUAUUUAAAAUAAUGUAUAUUAUAAAAAUAAUUUAAUUUUUUUAACACCUUUG
Molecule: messenger RNA, 376 nt
Organism: Brassicogethes aeneus
Lineage: Eukaryota; Metazoa; Arthropoda; Insecta; Coleoptera; Nitidulidae
Source: the annotation of a GenBank genome assembly